Molecule: messenger RNA, 2541 nt
Organism: Stomoxys calcitrans (stable fly)
Lineage: Eukaryota; Metazoa; Arthropoda; Insecta; Diptera; Muscidae
Gene: GstS1
Product: glutathione S-transferase
Exons: 5
Coding region: 132-848 (238 amino acids)
Biological process (GO): glutathione metabolic process
Molecular function (GO): glutathione transferase activity
Source: RefSeq, a predicted model, not a curated record
CCACAACCAUAUUGUAGUCUUCAGCUGUGUGGCUUCAGAGGCGCAAACACGAAUUGACACAGAAAGAAUAUCGGUAGUGCAUAGAAUUUUUAAUUUUGAUUAAUAAAUUAAAUUUUAAAAAGCUUUAAAACAUGGCCGAUGAAGCUGCACCACCCGCUGAAGCUCCAGCGGCGCCCGCCGAGGGUGAGGCUCCACCACCCGCCGAAGGCGAAGCUGCCCCACCAGCUGAACCCGUCAAGAACACCUACACUCUAUUCUACUUCAAUGUCAAGGCAUUGGCUGAGCCAUUGCGUUAUCUCUUCGCCUAUGGCGGCAUUGAGUACGAGGAUGUGCGUGUAACACGUGACGAAUGGCCAGCCCUGAAACCAACUAUGCCUAUGGGUCAAAUGCCCGUUUUGGAAGUUAAUGGCAAGCGCGUUCACCAGAGCAUUUCCAUGGCACGUUUCCUGGCGAAAACUGUUGGCUUGUGCGGUGCCACACCCUGGGAAGAUCUACAGAUUGAUAUUGUUGUCGAUACCAUCAAUGAUUUCCGCCUAAAAAUUGCAGUCGUCUCCUACGAACCCGAGGAUGAUAUCAAGGAAAAGAAAUUGGUCACCCUUAACAAUGAAGUCAUUCCAUUCUAUUUGGAGAAAUUGGAACAAACUGUCAAGGACAACGAUGGUCAUUUGGCAUUGAAUAAGUUGACCUGGGCCGAUGUCUACUUUGCAGGCAUUUUGGAUUACAUGAACUACAUGGUGAAGCGUGACAUUUUGGAACAAUACCCCGCCUUGCGUGGUGUUGUCGAUUCCAUCAAUGCCUUGGAACCCAUUAAGGCCUGGAUCGAAAAGAGGCCACAAACUGAAGUUUAAGACAAAUUCCUCCAAUUCGCCAACCGCGAACAACAAUUAGAACACCAGAAGAGCACGAUAUAUAUUUUUUUGUAUACAGAGAAGAAAAAAAACCACAACAUAGAAACAAAAAUCUAUUGAAAAAAAUCGAUAAAAAAAACAGCAACAACAUCAAUUAUACAACAACAACUGUAUUGUUUUACAUUUAACAUUUUGUUCCUUUCUUUUUUUUUGUAAUAAUAUGAGAUAAUAAUAAUAAUGAAACAUACAUCAAUAUAAUAUCAACAAUAAUACUUACAUACAGACAUAUUAAUAAUAAACUUAAAUAUAUACAUAUAUAUAUAAAAGAAAAAAAAACUAACAACAAUUUUUUGUUAACAAUUUUAUGUUUUUUUUUAUUUAAUUUCUAAUAAUUUUAUAAUGGCAUGGAAUUCUAUAACUGGAAUGAAGUUCGAAAAACAAACAAACACUCUUAUACAUAUACAUGUGUUUAGUAGUAGAAAAAUAAUUUGUUAAACAUUUUUGUGUGACGGACUAAAAUUUCCUUGUUAAUGGGGCAACAAGGAUUUGGUUCAAUUCGUAUAUGUCUGUCUAGUUUUUUUUGUUUUUGUAUGUGGACCUUAUGGAUAACACCGACCUUAAAGCAAUGACAUAAAGGCUUAACGAUUUCGACUGCUAACGAAGCCCAUGGCUGUUUGGGUAAUUACAAAAGCCAUGGGUUGUUUGAUUAUUUGAUUAGUUUUUGUUGGUAGCUCUAGACUUUAACUUGCUGUAGUUUGUAGAUUUGCAUGAUGCCAAACGCUAUUUUCUUACAACCCACAUUCACUUACUCUAGCCACUAGAUACCAAACAAAACACCUUUACUAUGUUAAUUCUAGAUGUAAGCAAGCAGACUUGAAGCUUUUUGUUCUUUUUAGGUAUAAACAGGCUUUAGUUUUAUAAGAUUAAAACAUAAAUUUAGUUAAUAAACAUUUAUAUUUACAUUAUUCAAAUAACACGAUAACUUAGCAAAGCCACCACAGCCAGCUAAAAACUCGAACUCACCACACUCCCCACUGCUCUCAGAGCGCACACAACAACAGCAUAGAGGAAAGUAACCAACACACACACAGUAGCUAAACCUCUACCAUCUUUUUGAUGUGUUGUUCACCUCAACAACCAAGGGCAUUAGUAAAGGGGGCGGUGGUGUUGGUGUAAAUAAACAACAGCACAAUACACACCACCACCCCAAGAACAACUGAUAACAAACUCAACUUUAUUCCCGAAGAGCAUUGAGUAUAAAAAAGACUCAAAACUACACUUUGGUCUUAAUGUAUUUCAAAAUUAAUAUUUUGCAACUAACUUCUAACCACCACCAACAACAACAACAACACUACUUACACUCAACUACAACUCCUGUCGGUACAAAAACAGUAGACCAACAACAUUCAACACUAUAACAAACAGUAUCCCCCACAGGACAAACAGACUCACCCACCUAUCUAUCAAUCGGUUUUCUACAUCUCUUUAUCGAUUGGCUAAAAACCAAACAAUUACAGAUUUGCAUUAAUUUUUGUUUUCAAAACAUUUUGGUCAUCAAAUUUGAAACUAAAAAUGCUUGAAUCAAGUAAUUAAAAAUUUGUAAUUGCAAUUGUAUUUUUAUACGGAGAAAUUUUGUUAUUUUAUUCUAAAAGACAAUUUUUAAUAAAAAUACAACAAAAAUUUAUGAGCAUAA